AUGGCAGCACCAGACCCCGACCCAUCAUCUUCCUCCAUCUUCUCCCAAAAAAAUUCCAGACUCCCAGACGACACCGUUUUCUACGCCAUCUUCCCUGACUCUUCCCUAACCUCCUCCUCCACCACCGCCUCACUCCAAUCGCUUCAUCUCCAAAUCCUCAAAACCCUCACUCCCUUCACCGCCGACUACAUAUGGCAGCACGAACCCUUCACUCUUUCCCCCUCCACUCUCCCCAAACCCCCAUGCGUCUGCUCCCUCGACCACCACCUCCCUCACCUCCACGGCAAGCUUCGUGUCGCCGACAACUUCGAAGACGAGUGGUUCACCGUAUUCCUCCUCUUCCACAUCUCCACAGCCUUCCCUGACCUCUCCAUCCGGGUAUGGGACUCGGACGGCGAGUUCUUACUCAUCGAAGCGGCCUAUCACCUUCCUCGCUGGCUCAACCCCCAAAACAGUGUCAACCGCGUGUUCAUUCGCCAUGGCGACCUCCAUAUCGUCCCCAAAUCUCGGCUCCCGAACCCAACCAUCACCGAAUCGUUGAAUUUCAUUGUGAAUUUCGGCCAGGAGUCAGUUGCCCCUGAACCGGUUCAGCUUGCGGUGAAGAAUCGGAUAUCGGAGUAUCCGGAGAAGGCGAGGAGGAAUAUGCAUGUGGUUAGGGUUAGGGUUCCGGCGUCGGUUGCGCAGGUCUUGAGUCAAGAACCGUGCUUGAUUGCUUUGGCCGUUGAGGGUUUCUACGACCGUGACAUUGAUACUAUGAAGUAUGCGGCCAAGAUGGAGAGGUUUCUGAGCAGAGGGAGAGAAGAGGAGUUGGUGUGUGUAGCGGUGAAGAUGUCGAGGGCAAUGUAUGCGCAGCUGGUGCAACAGGCGUUUCAGGCGCCAAAGUGUUAUCCCAUGCUGAAUAGGAGCGACGAUGGGGUGGCGUAUUUGGAGGCCGACUUGGGGAUGAAGAUUGCAUGUGGUUUGGAGAUGAUGUAUCAGCAAAGGAGAAAGGAGGGGUUGGAAGGGAAAGGGAGUAGUUGGAUCGCGUUUAGGGAGAGUUUGGAGAGGAGUGGAUACUUUGAAGGGUUGAUUCCCGGGUCGAAAGAGUACCAGAGGUUGUUGCAGAAUGCCGAGGAGUACUAUCGGAGUAGUGCUUCCUUUUCGAGGACAAGUGAGAUGAUGAGUGCUCCUGUGAGACGCAUAGAUGAGAUCCUUGCUUUACCUUAUACAGCGGAUGAUUUUAGGGGUCAAGAGGUUCCACCUUCUGAUGAUGAUUCUUGGCUUUACAAUGGAGAGGAGGAAUUAAACUCAGAACUUUUGGAGAGACAAAAGGAGAUCGAACAUUAUAAUUCAAAAAAGAAAAAGAAUCAAAAGUCAAAAGAGCAGGACGAUGCUGGUCCAUCAUCCAGCUCUAACAUUGAUGGGUUCAAUCCUGGUGAUAUAGCAAAAACCAUGCAGGCAUUUGUCCAGAAGAUUUCAAGCUACGAGGGAGCUGAGGUUCCCGAGAACAGGAACCUAGAAGAAGUAGACUUUGAUGCGGACCGUUUCUUUAAAGAUGUAGAAUCAAUGAUGAAGUGCCAUGGUGAUGAGGAUGCCACUAGUGAUGAUGAUAUUGAGGAAGGGUCCUCAUCCGACUUGGACUUUGAUGAGUCUGAAGAUGAAAGCAAGGAGGGAGAGGAUACUUUCAUGCAUUCUUAUUCUGAUGCUCUAAAUGAAGAAUUGAAGGCUACAACUCUCAAGAAAAGUUUUGUUCGUGCUGAUGAACAAGCCCCAAAGAAGGAUGAGGGAACGUCGAAUGCAACAGAAGACAUGGAGGAGGAUUUCACUCCUGUGGAUGUGGAUGUGAAUCUUGUCAAGAACUUCCUUGAUUCAUUUUCUAGCCAACAAGGCCUUCCUGGUCCUGCUUCCAAUUUGCUUGGGCUAAUGGGGGAUGUGAAGGCCGGCCUUGUCCUUGUUGACGUUGUUAAUGGCUUCUGUACCGAUGGUGCUGGAAAUUUGGCACAAAGACAGCCUGAUAAGCAAAUCUCUGAAAUGGUGGACGAGUCAGUGAGACUUGCAAGAGCUUUCUGUGACAGAAAAUGGCCUGUCUUUGCUAGUCGUGAUUCUCAUCACCUUGACAUUCCUGAGCCUCAUUGCAUUGCUGGAACUGUUGAAGCAAAGCUAGUCCCAACCCUGCAAUGGUUGGAGAAUGAAGCUAAUGUGACGCUUAGGCAUAAAGAUUGCAUCGACGGGUUCCUUGGUUUCGUUGAGAAAGAUGGCUCUAAUGUUUUUAUCAAUUGGGUGCAAAGUAAUAAGAUCAAAGCUGAUGUGAUUGUGUAUUCCCGUGGUUGUGCCACUUUUGAUAUUCCUACCAACACUUACAAAGAUGUUGUAACUCAUCCCCAGAUUAUGGAUUCGUUAAAGGAGGAGCUGCCAGUGUUCCAAACGUCUCUGGUACUCACCGGGGAUGUCAAGAUCGGCCUUGUCCUUGUUGACAUUGUUAAUGGCUUAUGUACCGUCGAUGUUGGAAAUUUGGUACCAACACAACUUGAUAAGCAAAUCUCUGAAAUGGUAGACAAGUUGGUGAGAGUUGUAAGACCUUUCUAUGAUAGAAAAUGGCCUGUCUUUGCUUUCCUUGAUUCUCAUCAUCCUUACAUUCCUGAGCCUCCUUAUCCUCCUCAUUGCAUUGCUGGAACUAAUGAAGCAAAGCUAGUCCCAAGUGCCCUUUUGUUCUUAGCCUCUUGUGUUUUCCUUAUCCUAGUAGCUCUCCUCUAA
Prunus armeniaca (apricot) is the source of this 2733-nucleotide messenger RNA. Lineage: Eukaryota; Viridiplantae; Streptophyta; Magnoliopsida; Rosales; Rosaceae. The record is from the annotation of a GenBank genome assembly.